Amphimedon queenslandica is the source of this 704-nucleotide messenger RNA. Its product is annotated as denticleless protein homolog. NCBI's taxonomy places the organism in Eukaryota, Metazoa, Porifera, Demospongiae, Haplosclerida, Niphatidae. The transcript has 8 exons. Gene Ontology annotation, cellular component: nucleus. Gene Ontology annotation, biological process: proteasome-mediated ubiquitin-dependent protein catabolic process. The annotation marks the transcript as partial. Gene Ontology annotation, molecular function: protein binding; protein-macromolecule adaptor activity. The record is from RefSeq and is a predicted model, not a curated record.
UUUUGGCGGGUAAAAGGGCGCCCAAUGGCUGGUCUCGUGUCUGAUAGGAGAGCUCUUUUCCAGAGAGGAGAUAUUCUAGGACAUGGAUUUCUACAGAGGUUCAAGUGCACCUCGGAAGACAGCGUUUUCUUUUACGGAAGAGAAGGAGAGUUGGUGCCUCCAUUUGCUUGUAAAUUUAGUCCCUCUGGUCUUCAUGGUAACCUGCUGGUCACUGCCGAUGAAGAUGGAUCUAUUAAACUCUUGAACUCACAAAAGCCAGCACAGCAUUCUCUAAUUAAAGAAUGGAAGGGACAUAAAAAUGCAAUUUUCGAUUUUGCAUUUUCUGGUAGCACUCACCUGGUAACAGGAUCUGGUGAUUCUAAACUGGUUCAGUGGGACGUCAAUGGCUGUACGGCUUUAAGGAGGUUUAAAGGUCACACUGGAAGUGUCAAAUCAGUUGAUAUCGACGAAUCAAAUCCAUGUGUGGUAGUUUCGGGUGGUAGAGGAGGAAAUAUUUUAAUUUGGGACACUCGUUGCUCUAGCAGUAAAGAUGGUUUCACUGUUCCUAUUAGUAAAGUACCAAAUGCUCACUUAGACAAUUCAGAAAUUAAACUAUCAAAUUCUUCAAGCAGAAGGAAAUCCAUUGUAAGCAUGAAACAGGUUGCUGUGACAUCUGUUCUGUUUCAUCGUGAUCAUUAUGUAGCAUCUUCAGGUGCUGCUGACAG